AUGGCCUCCGUUGAUGAUAGUGUUACACUUUAUUCUUAUCCUUCCUACAGUCAAACAUUUGCUUAUCCAGAUACAUCUGAUAUGAAUAAUUAUGAUGAUCUUCUCAUACAGAAUAUAUUCUACAUUGGUAAAUCAACUAGUUGUCUCAUCACUACGCCUAUGUUUUGGACUCUACUUAUCAUUGGAUUAUGUUUUAUCGUUUGGCUUAUCAUGAUUCUUAUUAAAAAGUAUCGAUGUGAAAAAGUCAACCAUCAUCGUAAUACUGCUAAACAAUUCUUUAAGGGAAUAAAUAUUAUUACUGAAGAUGAACAAUGGAUUGGUGGAUUACUUUCAUUUGCUACCAUUGUACUGUUUUGUUUUGCCUUAUGGUUUGCCACCAAUUAUAUAAAACUUUAUCCAAUGGAAACAUCCAGUUAUGCUCGUGGUUCGUGCGAUGAUGCCUCAUAUAAUGCUCUAUUUGACAAUGCACUUCAAUUACCAUUGUCAAAUCCGGAUGGCACUCGAUGGCCUAUUUUUGAUAUGUUAGAUGAGCAACCAUUUACUAUGACAUUAAAUUUAGUUAAUACACGAGCUUAUUGUUCGAAUAUUAGUUUUCAACAAAAUCGACCAGGUGUCAAUUACUUGCGUCUACCAAUGACCACAUGUAUACUCCAACCCGAUAAUAUAACCCGAUCAGUAAGUGUCGCUUUGCCGGCACAUCGAAUAAAUGUACAGUUAAACAUCACUGGACCUUAUUUUGUUGGUGGAUUUCGUUUGUGUCUUCAUGGUCCUGGUCUUAUAAAAGGUUUCAAUAAACUGCAUGGUUUGGACAUGUGCCAAUUCUUUUUCACACCGAAUCAGACACUAGCACGUGCCGCUACAUUGUCCGUUGUGUUUAUUAAAGUUGUCAAUCAAACAAAACCUUUGCAUGUCGGUGACCUAUCUCAAUAUGAUGGUCGGUGGGCAGCAAUAUUUGCUGAAAAUUCACUUUCAGAUGAGAUGAUCUAUGAACAAGAUGGUACCUAUAUUCGAUAUAUGGUUCCACGUACAAUAUUAACAAUAACAUUCAGUGAACAGUCAUUUUUUCUUCAGAAUAACCAAAAACCUGUCGUUCGUAUUGCCGAACUUGCCUUUCAUACUUUACUUUUCUGUACUCUUGUCAUCGAAUUAUUUGCUUUGACUUUUCUCGUCUUAAAAUUAAUCAGUAAACCUUUUAUUCAUCUCAUUGGUUGCUGUUGGAGACGAUCAGACAAUCAAUCGUUCAAACUUCCAACAAUAUUAUCGAAAAAAAAAUAUGCAUAA
Rotaria sordida is the source of this 1281-nucleotide messenger RNA. NCBI's taxonomy places the organism in Eukaryota, Metazoa, Rotifera, Eurotatoria, Philodinida, Philodinidae. The record is from the annotation of a GenBank genome assembly.